AGUCGUGAUAGUCGCGCUGUUACGGUGGGUUGUUUACCUGGCGUUGGCUUGCUGCGUUUGUUUUUGUGCCAAAUACGCAAGAAGCCUUCUAGGAUCGAGUAACGAAAAAAAAAACAAACAAACAAAUAAUAAUUGAAACAGCGCAAAGUCUUGCUGGGUUCACAAAACUGGUGCUUGUGCCAUUCAUGGAAAUGGGGUAACAAAGGAUGGAUUCAGGAGAUGUGUUUGGUCGAGAUGAACAGCAUUUUCAAGGUUACGCUAAAAGGGGGGGUGGAUGGGCGACCUUGGGAGAGGUCGUUCAGGAUGCUGGUUGAACUGUUUUUAGGUUGAGGGAGGCACUCGUUUAAGGUUAAAGGUCACUGCAAAUGUCGCACUAAAUUGAAAGUUAUUUUGAAGUAUUAAAUAACAUUACAGUGCUCACAAAAUUAAAGGUGUAAAAUGUGUGAAAACCUUUCGACAAACCCGCCUACUCAGGUGAGGUCACAGAACCGGGAAAAGCCCCCUCAACCGCUUAUCUUAUCGGCUUACUGAGACCAACGGCUGCACAGAAGGCACCACGUAUCGCAUUCAUGUUGGAACCCAAUUUCCAGUAGCUUCAAAUUCGUCGCAACAGACACUCCGUAAAAUGCGUUCCGUAGCCCUGAUUGCCGUAGUCCUGGCCAUUGUGGCCGCUUUCUUCGCGUCGCCCUCGACGGCCGACAUCUACUCGGAAAUGGCCGCCUGCGCGUGUCCCCUCAGCUACCAGCCGGUUUGCGGAAGUGACAACGUGACGUACUCAAACGAUUGUGUCCUCGGCUGUGCCAUGACCACCCCGACCGGAUCGAAGAUGGCCCUGCGAAAGUUACGCUCCGGAUCGUGCGAAGACCAGGAGUUCUAACCACCUGUUGCGUCGCCGUUGAUAAGCUGGAUUUGAAUAAAAAAUGUGACUGUUUUGUGCGGCUCAGUGAGUGGUUUAUUCAUUUUGUCCUCAGACACUGCGCAAAACGGUUUAAACAGGUUUUGAUGUUUAAUUAAUGUGCAUUUUAUUCCAUUAGUAAACACCGUCAUAGACGGUUCACUUAUCUUUG
Culex pipiens pallens (northern house mosquito) is the source of this 1067-nucleotide messenger RNA. Its product is annotated as trypsin inhibitor ClTI-1-like. The record is from RefSeq and is a predicted model, not a curated record. The coding region runs from base 626 to 877 and encodes 83 amino acids. The transcript has a single exon. Gene Ontology annotation, molecular function: protein binding. NCBI's taxonomy places the organism in Eukaryota, Metazoa, Arthropoda, Insecta, Diptera, Culicidae.